AUGCCUUUUCCCUUCCAAAUCAGCGAACAUGUGAUUGAUGGACAGUAUAUUCGAGAAUAUCCACGCGCGACAGCUGCUCCUGAUAGCCCGCUAAAGCUUUGCAUUAAACAAUAUACCCCGAUCGAUAAUCCCAAUCCCCAACCAGGCGAUGUCACCAUUGUCGCUACCCAUGGUACUGGGUUUCCUAAGGAAUUGUAUGAGCCGCUCUGGGAAGAGCUGCUAGCACGUUCCAAGCAGCAUGGCGUUCGCAUCCGAGGAAUUUGGAUGGCGGAUGCUGCCAACCAGGGAGCAAGUGGAAUCUUGAAUGAAGACAACCUCGGAAAUGACCCUUCUUGGCACGAUCAUAGUCGUGAUGUGGUGCAUAUGAUCAAUCAUUUCCGAGAUCAGAUGCCUCGCCCGAUCAUCGGCGUUGGCCACAGCCUGGGUGCGGUGCAGCUCUUGUUCGCAUCCUUAUUCCACCCGCGAUUGUUCACUUCACUGGCACUUAUUGAACCACACAUGACAGACAACCCCUUAGCGGGUGAUGGCCCACUAUUUGUAGCAAUGUCGACUGCCAAGCGAGAUGUGUGGCCUUCUCGGGAAGUUGCCGCGGAGAAGUCCCGCAAAGUUCUGAAAGCAUGGGACCCGCGAGUGUUCGAGCUUUGGAAGAAACACGGAUACCGCGAAUUGCCUACUGCUCUUCACCCAGAAACACCCAAAGAUGGAAGCAGCCCUGUGACGUUGACCACCACGAAGCAGCAAGAGACUAUCAUGUACACUCGACCGAACGUCAACAGGCACGUUCACUUGGGUGUUCCUCACGAUCAAGCCCAUACAGAUCCUGAUUCAAUCAAGGCCAGUACGGCCCAUGAUCCCCUCGUUGCCCCUGAUGUGUUGGGUCCGCUACUCCCAGAUCAAAAAUCGUAUCGCCCGGAGCCAAUCCUGGCGUACAAGUUAGUACCGCAUAUCAGGCCCUCAGUGCUGUAUAUUAGUGCCUCUCACAGCCCACUGGGGAAGGGAGGCCAGCAUGCGGAGGCUGCAAAGCAAACGGGGACCGGGUUCGGUGGCAGCGGGGGUAUGGAUUGCGGACGUGUCAAACUCGUCACGAUACCCAAGGCGGGUCACACUUUGCCACAAGAAAAGGCGGUUGAUACUGCGCAGGUUCUGGGCCCGUGGAUCGAGCAGGAACUUCAACGUUGGAGCCAGGAUGAAGAGAGAAUCUAUGGAGGUUGGAGAGAUCGCCCCAUUAGUGAGAAGUCCAAUUUCCCUAAUGAGUGGAGAGAGGUUAUUGAAAGCCUGCCUCUACCAAAAAGACCUGCCAAGAUGUGA
Molecule: messenger RNA, 1308 nt
Organism: Penicillium brevicompactum
Lineage: Eukaryota; Fungi; Ascomycota; Eurotiomycetes; Eurotiales; Aspergillaceae
Product: alpha/beta hydrolase
Exons: 4
Coding region: 1-1308 (435 amino acids)
Source: RefSeq, a predicted model, not a curated record